This is a messenger RNA of Lytechinus variegatus (green sea urchin), 2908 nucleotides long. RefSeq names its product UV radiation resistance-associated protein-like (gene uvrag). The transcript is spliced from 14 exons. Lineage: Eukaryota; Metazoa; Echinodermata; Echinoidea; Temnopleuroida; Toxopneustidae. Gene Ontology annotation, biological process: SNARE complex assembly. Gene Ontology annotation, cellular component: endosome; lytic vacuole. Gene Ontology annotation, molecular function: SNARE binding. The record is from RefSeq and is a predicted model, not a curated record. The coding region runs from base 152 to 2587 and encodes 811 amino acids.
ACUUCAGUAACCUCUCCCUCAAAAUAUAGGCUCGGGAUCGGAGACGGAGUUGGACUCGGAGGAUGUCACUAUAAAAUGUCUGAAUUUUCCACGUAGUUUAUUUUUGGAGGAAACUUUUAAUUUUAUGAGCGGCCUGUUUUGAGAUGUAGGCAUGUCUUCAGCUGAGACAAGCAGGAGACUGAGACACAUUGGACUAAUAUCCCAGCAACGGAGAUUGCGUCAUUUAAGAAGUCUCUCAGCUAGGAACAUCAGCCGUGAGAAGUCAAAAUGGGGAACCGAAUCUCUCAUGGAAACCUACUUCACUCUCCAUUCUAAUAGAAGUACUGAAGCCUUUUAUACAAGUGAAAAGAUCCAGGAUUCAUUGAAUCCAACAUGGCGUAGCUUUGACCUCUGUAGGUCAUGUCCUGAGGUCAAUACAUCUUUAUCUGCAUUUUAUGUGAAAGUAUGGGGCGGACAUGACAGUGAUUUCAAACUCAUCAUUGAAUGGAAGGUUGAUCUCAAGGGACUUUCAUUCAUAGGUACCAAGAUUCAUAAGGAUGGUGUUAAGUACCAGCCUAAUUCAAUUAUCUUUGGGAUGUUUGAUGGCUUCUAUAGUUCAGCAGAUAACUUACAGGAGUCUUCAAGAAAUAAAGCUAGAUUUUGCAAGUUCUUAGAAGUUGAUCAAAGUUCAGCUGUUCUCACAUACAACUCAUACUCAUUAGCAAGGUUACACACUACACAACGUGCAAUAAAACAGACGGAAGUGACAGUCGGCAAAGUGAGGACCUCCAUCAUUCAGAAAUUGAGUGACACAACUAAAAAGACAAGAUUGUGUUCUGAGAAGGAGGCCAUUGAACUGAGACUUAUGCUUUUAAAAGAAGAAAUAAUAAACCAGAGAAAAAGACUAGAGAGAGAGAAGGAAGUUUAUGAUCAUCAUAAACAACAACUCCAAACUAAAGUUGAAACCACUAAGUUAAGAUGGGGAGAACUACAGCACAGUCAUGAAGAGCUUCAGAUGGAAAUGAAAAAAAUGAGAGAGACAAGGGAUAUCAACAUUCAGGUGGUGUCAAUGUAUACGGCUAGGAAAGCAUCCCUCGUCCAAGAACUCUCUCAUAUAUACCCAAUACGUCAAUUACCCAGCAGUAUGUUCACCAUAUGCAAAGCACCCUUGCCACAUGCAGAGAGCAACAUACAAAUGAAUAAAGAUGACAUGACGAUAUCAACAGCGUUAGGACACGCAAGCCAUCUGAUCCUAAUGAUCUCCAAGUUACUCCAAGUUCCGUUGCGUUAUCAGAUCCAUUACAACGGUUCCAGAUCUACUAUACAUGAUCACAUCACUGAGCCAUUACAAGAUAAAGAUAGAGACUUUCCACUCUAUACCCGAGGCAAGGAGAAGUUUCAUUUCAACUACGCCGUCUAUCUCCUGAACCGUAACAUUGCCCAGCUAAGGUACAUCCUUGGACUAGGGACCUCUGACCUUCGUCUGACCUUGCCUAACCUACAGACCCUCCUAGAACUCAAAUGGGGCAUUUCUGUCUCUCUUCCUCCUACAUCAAGUGGAGCCAAUACCCAGCCGCCUGGAGCUGCUUCUCAACCAGUUCCAGCCGGAUCUCCCCGGUCCCGUGCCAGCAUUGGAAUCCAGGCCUCCGGUCCAUACAUGUCUCCCAAUCCUCCAAACUACUCAUCGGCAGCUUCUGGUGUCCCGGCCGGUCUCUUGGCAGAGAACAUUCCCAACAGUCCACCUCCUCCGUACCACAUCUCCGAGGCAACUCGGCAGGGGAGGACUGAAGAGGCGAGUGGCUCCACCCCACAAGGGGAUGCUCCACAAGAUGAAAGGGGUGCGAAUGGAGAGCGCAGAGGAGGGGGGCUGCGAGAUAGUGGGGUGGUGGUGACAGAAGGAGAUGAAGCAUCACCAGGAGGUGAUGAGGGUGGAGCGGAUCGUAGCAGUGGAGAGGUGGCAGGAAGUGAAGAUUCUCUCAACGGAAGGAAUUCCGAUGGGGAGCAUAUGACCAACGGAGCCAGCAGUGAUGGCGAUGAAGAGGACGAGGAAAGACAAAGAGUGCAAGCUGAAGUAAUCGGCAUCAGCCAACUAAACUACAGUUCAGGUGAUGCUCUUUCGCAGGACAGCGUUGAUUUGCAUACCGUACAAAGUGCUGGCUCAGGAGCCACUAGCCCUACAAAGAGCAAUGCCAACAUGUCGUUAAGUGACCCACAAACUGAUCAACCAACAGCUGGGGAAGAACAGUGUAAGCAAGUAGGAGGUGGCAGCAGUCAACAAAGUCCUUUAAGAAGCCCAUCUCAUAAUCAAUCAAACUCUAAUAACGCAUCACCUCCAUUAAUUCCAGGGCAACGUGCAAAAAACGAUAGUCAUUCCAGUAUAUCAACGACCAAAUCUCGCGUCGAAGGUCACCAGACUGAUCCUAGAGAAACAACCGAAGUCAAUGAGGGGUCUAGGGGUGAAGUGCCUUUCAUGACUGUGGAUAGGAUCUUCCAUUUUGAUGACAUCAGCUCAAGAGCGGAUGCGCUAUCCAAUCAGGGGAGCUUCGCUAGCUUCAAGCCGAACAACUCUAUUUCUGUUUCCAAGGCAAAGAGUGCAUCAGAAAGCUAACAUAUGCCAUCAUGCAUCCCUAGAUAUGAAAAAUUUGAACAUUAGAUGUGACCUUAGUUUUGGAAUUUGCCCUGUUUUAUGUAAUCAAAUCAAAUUAUUAGAAAAAAAAAUCACCUCAGAAUUGCUUGCAUUGAAAAUGUUUUGUUUCAUAAAGAUUUGCACACAAAAAAAGAUAAAUGGGGGAAAAUAAGUCAUGCUGCACUGAAAAUAAUCACCAUGCCUUAACCUCCCCCAUGACUUAUUAUGGGGGUGUUGCAAGAAAAUAAUUGCAAUCAAUCGCAAAUAUUCUGUUGCAAUCCUUCAGUUGAUUGAUCACUUUUA